CGCAUUUCUGAUCAGCUCAGUACUGAGGUGAAGAGACUGGGAAAUUUGGGGUUGUAGGAAGAAGAAUCCAAGCAACAUUUGUCAGAGUAGCAAAAGACUAUGUUAACAUCACUACUGCAAUAGCAUUACAAGUGUUCUCUCCCUUCUCUUCCACCGCUACUCACUUCUCUUUGCAGAGAUUGAGAGAAGAGAGAGAUAGAGAGGAGAGAGAUAGAGAUAGAGAGAGAGAAUGGGAGGUGUUUCAGUUUCCAAACUCCCAUUCUUCUUCUUCUUCUUGGUCAGCAUUUUCUUGGCAAUGGGAGCACAGUUGAUCUGCUGCAGUGUCACCUAUGACAAGAGGGCCAUUAUCAUCAAUGGGCAAAGGAGAAUACUCCUCUCUGGCUCUAUACAUUACCCCAGAAGUACCCCUGAGAUGUGGGAAGAUCUUAUAAGGAAGGCUAAAAAUGCAAACUUGGAUGUUAUUGACACCUAUGUGUUCUGGAAUGGCCAUGAGCCUUCCCCUGGCAAUUAUAAUUUUGAAGGAAGAUAUGAUCUUGUGAGGUUUAUAAAGACAGUGCAAAAAGUUGGCCUUUAUGUGCAUUUGCGCAUUGGACCUUACAUUUGUGGAGAGUGGAACUUUGGAGGAUUUCCUGUCUGGUUGAGAUUUGUUCCUGGCAUCAGCUUCAGAACAAACAAUGGACCAUUCAAGGCAGAAAUGCACAGGUUCACCAAGAAAAUCGUUGAAAUGUUGAAGAGUGAAAGAUUGUUUCAAUCUCAAGGAGGUCCUAUAAUAAUGUCCCAGAUUGAAAAUGAGUAUGGUUCAGAAAGGAUGGCAUUAGGAGAAGCUGGUGAGGCAUAUAUUAAGUGGGCUGCAAAAUUGGCAGUUGGGUUGAAAACGGGAGUGCCGUGGAUCAUGUGCAAAGAAGAUGAUGCUCCCGAUCCUAUUAUAAACGCGUGCAAUGGCUUCUAUUGCGAUGCGUUUUCUCCCAACAAACCUUACAAGCCCAAAAUGUGGACUGAAGCGUGGAGUGCCUGGUUCACGGAAUUUGGGGGCACAAUCCGUCAACGUCCUGUUCAAGAUCUAGCUUUUGCAGUUGCCCGUUUCAUACAAAAGGGUGGCUCGUAUAUUAACUAUUAUAUGUUCCAUGGCGGAACCAACUUUGGUCGCACUGCUGGGGGCCCUUUUGUCACAACCAGUUAUGAUUAUGAUGCUCCAAUCGAUGAAUAUGGUCUGAUCAGGCAACCUAAAUAUGGCCAUUUACGGGAGCUUCAUAGGGCAAUUAAACUGUGUCAGGAAGCUAUAGUAUCAUCGGAUCCUAGAGUUAUUUCACUGGGAAGCUCUCAAGAGGCGAGUAUUUUCUCAGAUGGGAAGGGAAAGUGUGCAGCUUUUCUGGCGAACUUAGAUACCAAAUCUGCUGCUAGAGUAGUUUUUAAUAACAGGCACCAUAAGCUGCCCCCGUGGUCUGUUAGCAUACUCCCCGACUGCAACAAUGUUGUCUUCAACACUGCAAAAGUAGGGACACAAACCUCGAAGGUAAAAAUGUCACAAAGUAACUCUCGAUUGCAUUCAUGGGAGACUUAUCAUGAAGAUUUAGCAGCUCUAAAGGACAGUUCAGCAUUCACGGCUGUUGGACUCUUGGACCAGAUUAAUGUGACCAAAGAUAACAGCGAUUACUUGUGGUAUAUAACAAGUGUUGAUAUUAGUUCCUCAGAGGCAUUUUUACGAGGAGGCAAAAAGCCCACACUAAUUAUCCACUCGAGAGGGCAUGCAGUGCACGUAUUCAUAAAUCGAAAGUUUUCAGGAUCCGCUUAUGGUAGCCGGGAGGGUAUGAGAUUCACAUUUAACGGACCAGUUGAACUACAUGCUGGGAAAAACGAGAUUGCCUUACUCAGUUUAGCCAUGGGACUUCCAAACGUAGGGCUUCACUUUGAGACAUGGAAUACUGGAAUCCUCGGGCCAGUUUUGCUCCGAGGUCUAAAUCAGGGACAUAAGGAUUUAUCAUGGCAAACAUGGAAAUACAGGGUUGGACUAAAAGGGGAAUCGAUGAACGUGGUCUCUCCAAAUGGAGUCUCGUCUGUUAACUGGAUUGGAGGGUCAUUAGUGACCCAAGGCCAGCAACCUUUGAAAUGGUACAAGGCUUAUUUUGAUGAACCAAAUGGAAAUGAGCCUUUGGCACUGGACAUGAGAAGCAUGGGCAAGGGACAAGUAUGGAUCAAUGGCCAAAACAUCGGAAGAUAUUGGAUGAUUUAUGCAAAAGGUAACUGUGGUCGUUGUCACUAUAGUGGAACAUACCGAGCCCCAAAAUGCCAACAUGGUUGUGGUGAACCGACUCAAAGAUGGUAUCAUGUUCCGAGGUCUUGGUUGAAGCCAAGACAAAAUUUGCUGGUACUAUUCGAAGAGCUAGGCGGAGAUGUGUCGAAAAUUUCAUUAGUAAAGCGGUCUACAGCUAGCAUAUGUGCAGAUACACACGAGCACCACCCAUCUGUUGCAAAUUGGCGUGCAGAAAAUACGAGCGAACCAACAAUGCUUCACCAAGCAAAGGUUCAUCUGCAUUGCGCGCCUGGCCAGUCUAUAUCAGCAAUAACAUUCGCGAGUUAUGGAACUCCUCUUGGCACUUGUGGAAGCUUUAAGCGGGGAACAUGCCAUGCUGAAAACUCCCACAAAAUCCUAGAAAAGGAGUGCUUAGGGCGCAAGAGUUGUAAGGUCGCCAUAUCCAAUACAUUCUUCGGGAUUGACCCUUGCCCGAACGUUCUGAAGAAAUUGUCUGCUGAAGCCAUGUGUUCAACCACAGGCACCCAAACUUUUCAAAGCAACACAACAACAGAGUGGAUAUAUUGAUUCUUCUACCCGAUUAUCUACUGAAGACUUCGACUCCAUCCAAUAUACCUGAAGAAACGCGCUUUGCUAACCAAAUGCCCUGAUAUUGUUUCACUUUUUACUGCAGAAUAAUAGGAUGGGGGGAAAAGGCAGUGCCAAAUUCUUCUUUCACUAUAACACGAAGGUGCGAAUGUAUACAAGAUACAAGUGUUGUGCUGUUGUUGUAUGGAAAUUAGAUGUUAGGGCUGUUAUCUGUUGAACUAUCAGUAGCCAUUUUUGGCCAUAGUGUUGUUCUCAUCAUAUCAUUUUUUGUUGCUCUAAUUUUCCCCAGCCCUUUUGGUUUC
This is a messenger RNA of Ipomoea triloba (trilobed morning glory), 3141 nucleotides long. RefSeq names its product beta-galactosidase 5-like. Gene Ontology annotation, biological process: carbohydrate metabolic process. The coding region runs from base 230 to 2818 and encodes 862 amino acids. The record is from RefSeq and is a predicted model, not a curated record. Lineage: Eukaryota; Viridiplantae; Streptophyta; Magnoliopsida; Solanales; Convolvulaceae. Gene Ontology annotation, molecular function: carbohydrate binding; beta-galactosidase activity. The transcript has 19 exons. Gene Ontology annotation, cellular component: vacuole; cell wall.